Molecule: messenger RNA, 4566 nt
Organism: Colletes gigas
Lineage: Eukaryota; Metazoa; Arthropoda; Insecta; Hymenoptera; Colletidae
Gene: PH4alphaEFB
Product: prolyl 4-hydroxylase subunit alpha-1
Exons: 12
Coding region: 345-2018 (557 amino acids)
Biological process (GO): peptidyl-proline hydroxylation to 4-hydroxy-L-proline
Cellular component (GO): endoplasmic reticulum
Molecular function (GO): L-ascorbic acid binding; protein binding; iron ion binding
Source: RefSeq, a predicted model, not a curated record
UCUCGUGGCGCGUGGGUCAGAGAACUGUGUCUCGUCACUUAUCGUCCGUUACGAGGACACACGCCACAAACCGCGUGGUUAUCCGAGCAUUCAGUGCGCGUCUGCCGUAAUUCGUUAUCGUCGUCGAGCGAACGUACAGUGGGUGUUUUAAACACGACGACCAGCUGCGUUCGACGUUACCAUUGGUGGACCGUGUGACGUGACAGCCGAGGGAAUCCGUUGUACGAGGAAGCGUACCGAUUGGAGCGUUUUCGUGCAAUUUGGAUUAGUCUUCGUUGAAAGACGGAGGACAACGUGAUUCCGUCUCGCCGGUUUCAUCCGUUUGAUUACGAAGCUCGCCAAGGAUGAAGGCCAGGAGGAUACUGACGAUCGUCCUCGCGAUCCUGAUAUCGACGAUAACGUUCCCCGAUUGCGUCGCGGAGCUCUAUACCGCGCUGGCGGAUAUGGAGGAACUACUGGAAACCGAGGCGGUCCUCAUAGACACGCUCAACGGUUACAUUAAAGCUCAGGAGCAUCGUCUGGCUACCCUCAGAAGGAACGUGGAGGAUUACGCGAGGGAACACGAGGAAGCGUCGAGAAACAUUCAGCAGUACCUGUCGAAUCCAAUCAACGCUUAUCUGCUGGUGAAAAGACUGACUACCGACUGGAAACGGGUCGAGGAGCUGAUAACCCAGGACGUGGGCAAGUCCUUCGUCGCAAAUAUCACGAGCUCACGAAGCGACCUUAAAUUCCCCACUGACGAGGACCUUAAUGGCGCCGCCGUAGCUCUGAUGAGGCUGCAGGACACCUACAAACUCGAAACUGCACAAGUCGCCAGAGGCGUGCUGAAUGGAGUUCAGUACAGCACAGGAUUAAGCGCCGGCGAUUGCUUCGAGCUGGGACGGCAGUCUUAUCACAACCGUGAUUACUAUCAUACGGUUCUCUGGAUGCAGGAAGCCAUGGAUCGGCUUCAGGAAGAACAAAACGCGACCACGACUUCGAAACCGGACAUAUUAGAGUACCUAGCGUUUUCGACGUACAUGCAAGGGAACGUAGCGCGGGCUUUAAGCAUGACGAACGAGCUUUUGGAACUGGUACCGACUCACGAGCGAGCAUUGGGGAACCGAGCUUAUUACCAAAAGGAAAUUCAGAGCAAGGCGAGUCAGUCGAAGAAGAAACGCGGCGAGGACGGCCAAGACGAUACAGCGAUCCCCGAACAACACUUCACCGUGACGGAGGAAAAGGUGAAACCGUGGAAGGAGAUGACGGAAACGGAACGGUACGAGAUGCUGUGCCGUGGCGAGGUCUCGAUCACGCAGAAAAUGAAAAAGGAUCUAAAAUGCCGCUACGUGGACCACGGAAAUCCGUUCCUGAAACUGGGCCCGUUCAAGGAGGAGGAGGCGUAUCUGGACCCGAGGAUAGUCAUUUAUCAUAAUGUGAUAUACGACGAGGAAAUCGAGACGAUUAAAAGAUUGGCGCAACCCAGGUUCAAACGCGCCACAGUACAGAAUUACAAAACUGGUGCCUUAGAGAUAGCGAAUUAUAGAAUUAGUAAAAGUGCAUGGCUGCAAGAGCACGAGCACAAGCACGUGGAGGCGGUGAGCAGACGCGUCGAACUGAUGACCGGCAUGACCGUCGACACCGCCGAGGAAUUGCAAGUAGUCAAUUAUGGUAUCGGCGGCCAUUACGAGCCACACUUCGACUUCGCGAGGAAAGAGGAAACGAACGCGUUCAAGAGCUUAGGGACUGGGAACCGUAUUGCCACGGUUCUGUAUUACAUGAGUGACGUGGAACAAGGCGGAGGUACUGUUUUCACGGCCAUUAACAUUUCGUUGUGCCCGAAGAAAGGCAGUGCCGCGUUUUGGUACAACCUGAAACCCAACGGGGAAGGAGAUUUCAAGACCAGACACGCGGCUUGCCCGGUGCUCACUGGAACCAAGUGGGUGGCGAACAAAUGGCUCCACGAAAGAGGUCAAGAGUUUUUGAGACCCUGCACCCUCGAGAACCAAGCGGCAGACGAGGCUGAUGUCCGGCAUUGAAUCGACCGGUCGAUCUCAAAUCGGCAACCUUAGUGGAAACGAACAAAGAAAGAGAUAAAUUUGUUAAUCUCCGUUCGACCAUUCAAACGCAAAAAAAAAAAAGAAACGACAACUUAGGACAUUGUUUGAUGUGUUACGUGGACGAAUUACGCAAAAAAUUUUAAACGAUAUUAUUAUACGACAAUGGUACAUUUUUUGUAUCGGUCACGUAGACCUUUGGGUACGUCAAUGUUAGAAUAAUCAAGGGACGGAUGUCGAUGGUCUUGAAUAUUUGCAGAACUUAAUAACAACUGCCACCGUUUAUUAUACACGUUUAAAACUAAUCGAUCGUUACGAUCGCAAUUAAACUUCGACUUGCUUUCAUUUUCCCCCCGUUUUCUUAAGUAAGGAGGCAAAGUAAGGAGGCAGUUUCCAGAAUGAAUUCGUUCUAACGUCGCCGCGUCACUCAUUAUAAACUAUCUGUAGCCGUAGGAUUUUUACAGGAGCACAACGUUUAGGUAUAGCAUAUGUUAGAAAUUAAAGCAAUAACAAAUUGCACGUUUGGGCCAGUUCGUUCAUCCUAGACAUAGGGUUCUCAUGCUCGUGUACGAGGACACGCGUGAAAAUGAGUAAAAACGUAUCGGGGCACGAGAACCGUGAUUAAUUGGCGUAAUUGAGUUCGCUCGGCGGAGAGUAAAAAGAAGCGGAAUUAAACAUUCCUGUGUUCAUCAAAGAGUAUUCUAAUUAAAUAUUCGCCGUAUCGUUCCUUCUUCUACGGACACAUUUCGCCUAUUCGAUCGGGUCUUUUUGUAAAUAGUAGUGAUAUAAUCGAGAAGUGAAUCAGUGAUUCCUUGGAGAUCCACAGCGUCUUGUAUACGAAUCGCUUGUAAAAAAAAAAAAAAAAAAAAUAAUAAAAGAAGAGGAAUGACAGAUAAAGUAUUAGAGUUUAUCGACGAGAAUGCACGUUUCUUUAUUACCGGUGAUAUUGACCUUAGCAUGUAAGCCGUUAUUCGUGAGCUUCAAUAUCAGUGGUCAUUUAAGACGAGAAAUCUGAUAGAAAGUGUCAAGUAGAAAAGAUACUCAAAUAAUCGAGUAGGACUAUAUAAUUACACGUACCUUAGAUGUCACCGCCGUUCUUCGCACGAUUCCUGCGUCAUCUGCAAUUUCAAUCCCCUAUGCACGUGAAAUUCGACGAACGUUCUUUCGAGAUCUCGUCGGAUAAAAAUCCUCCUGAAACAUUUACUUGUUACGCCCAAAUUCUUCUUGUACGUUCUUUUCGAACAUUGGCACGUAAAAAGCCAUUUCGAGUGACAAAUUUGAACAGAUGCGGGCACAGCAAUUAAAUUCACGUGUACUUUCUUGCGAAAGAUUUAUUUCCCGAAUCUUGGAUACUUGAACGUUUGAGAACAAUUGCGAAAUUACUUACAGUUUCAAAUUUUUAGUAGGCUUUCCGUUUAACAUCGGACGUCGAGCACAAAAGACACACGUUUCGACGAAGACGAAUAAUAUUUAAUUAUCAAAGUUCAGCCCGCACGUGAACGUAAAAAUCUAAUGUUUAUAAUCAAAUACUUCUUUUUAGAACAAUAUUUUCUAAUUCUUUUAAGCAUAAAAAUUUACACGUAAGCGCACGUAUCGCUUGAAUAUGGAGGAAGAUCCGCUACGUAGACUCGCUAAAUAUGGCGGGUAUAUCGGGCUCCCUGAUUGGUCUGUUUGUUACCAACUGCAGUUUGGAACCAAUCAGAUCUAUUCUUACUAAAUUUGGCGCGUAAACGCGUAAUCGAUGCCCGGCUGUGACGAAACAGCGUUUGAAAAGAAUCAAGUGUCCAGAAGCUUUCGUCUUCGUCGUACGUUUUUUUAAUAAUAAUUGUUAGUGUGAGGUCGGUAGUGCAGACGAAAAUUGAUUAACAAGAUGAUCGAUUCAAUUUCGAAAGAAUUCCCGUGACUUCCACGUUGUUGUACUCGAAAGCUACCUUCUAAGAAAACUAAACGACUAAUAGAAUUCAACGUGGCACAACAGACUAAUUAAAUUCAUAAAAUAUGAUUGGUAAGCUCUUUAUUGUUUGUAACUGUCAAUAGAUAAAACACGAAAUUUAUUACGGAUCAUGAAUAAAGUGCGAUGUAAAUAAUUAUUGUAAGAGUCUGAAGAAUCAUAUCGUUCGUUUUGAUGUUCAAUUUUUGUUUAGAUCGGAAACACCAUCGAUCUGCGUUCAGAUCAAAUAAAACGUUGAAACACGCAUUGUUACGGUUCAUUGUUAUCGCACCUAAUGAUCAUUAUUAGGCUGAAGUAACUUACAUCACAGCGAUUAUUCUCAAUCAGCUAAUCGCGAAGUUACGAUAUCACAAAGUCAACUGUAUUUCCUACGUAACGUGUAGCUCGUAAGUUUGUUUAUAACAAUCGUUACUUCAUCCUGCUGAUAGUAAUAUAAUGUCAUGCAAUAAAUGUUUACAAAUCCCGAAAUUUCAGUACCGGAUAUUUAAUCAGCCUGAAAUAAUCAAAUCAACUCCUAUUUACUAUGAAAUGUCGUUUUGUUGAUACAUUUUAUAGCCCUGUUAUGGUGUCCUGUUGCAC